Messenger RNA from Sinocyclocheilus rhinocerous, 2856 nucleotides. RefSeq names its product Golgi integral membrane protein 4-like. Lineage: Eukaryota; Metazoa; Chordata; Actinopteri; Cypriniformes; Cyprinidae. The transcript has 13 exons. The record is from RefSeq and is a predicted model, not a curated record. The coding region runs from base 387 to 2015 and encodes 542 amino acids. Gene Ontology annotation, cellular component: Golgi apparatus; Golgi membrane.
UUUCCUUCAGCUUCAUCGCUGGAUGAUCUGCUGCAGCUCUAGGUGACACGUAACGAAAGGUGCGAUUAGGCCGCUCUAAACUUCAGAUAAUUAGUAAAAAGACUGCUUUUCAUUAUGUAAAAAAACUCAACAGAGCUUCGACUAAGCACGAGGACCGACUACAACCGUACUCGUCACUUUUUUUUAAUCUGUUGAAUGUCUUUGGAAAACUUGGCGAAACGUGAGACUUUUGUAAACAUUUCAGAUACACAAGUCGUACGAGCAGCUGUCCAUGAAUAGAAUGUUUCAUGAGGAAUCUCGGAGAGGACGGAGUUGUUUCUAUACUUUAGAGUGAAGAGAAAAUCAUUCCCGGGAAAGUUUCUGUGGAAUCCAGGAGAGGAGGGAACAUGGGCAACGGCGUGUGCUCCAGGAAGCAGAAGAAGAUUUUCCAGUCUCUGCUGCUGGUCACGGUGGUGUUUGGGAUGAUCUAUGGUGGGAUGUUUUCUUACGAGAUGCACAAACAGCUGAAGAGGACAGAAGAGAUGGCUGUGAAAUACCAGCAGCACCAGGAGUCUCUUUCCGCUCAGCUUCAAGUUGUGUACGAGCAUCGCUCCAAGUUGGAGAAGUCUCUUCAGAAGGAGCGGCUGGAGCAUAAAAAAGCCAAAGACGUUCAACAGCACAAGAACUUAAAAUCUGCCCAUGACCAGCUUGUGUUGACCCUGGAAGACCACAAGAGUGCACUAGCUGCGGCCCAGGUUCAGGUGGAUGAAUAUAAACAGCUGAAGGAAACGCUCAAUAAGAUGCCCAGUCUGAGACAUGCUGCAGGGCAGCCUCAGCCGCAUGUAGACGCUCAGCCCAUCCAGAACGGGAACGCAGAGGAGCUCCAUCAACGCCAGGACGCUCAGCCAGAGGCGGGGAGACAUGACGAGGUUGAGAAGCCUCAGCCAUACCACAGGGAGGAGGAUGGAGAAAUGGGAGGAGCUGAGGAGAGGAGGAGAGAGCUGGCAGAGGAGGAGAUGGAGCAGGCCGGGCAGCCACAGAAACUGGAGGAGGAGUUUGAUGUGGCGCAUAAUGAAGUGGAGGAGGAGGAGCCACAGGGCAACCAACCGGAUGAAAACGCGCUGGAGAGGGAGCAACAUCACGCUCAUGAGGUGGCGCCAACUGAGGCUCACGCGCAGCAUGAGCGGGUGAAGUCAGCGUACGAACAGCAGAAGGAGCAGCAGCGUCUGGCUGCACAGCUGGCGGAGGAGCGCAGACAGCUGCACCUGCGUCAGGAGGCCCUGCAGAAACAGCAGCUAGAGCAGCAGAAGGAGAGAGAGGAGAGGCUGCGUCUGCAGAGAAAGAGAGAGGAACAGCAGAACAGAGAAGCUGAUCUCAAAGAGCAACAACUCCGGCAAGAAAUGCUCCGGAAAAAGGCACAGUAUGAAAACAUGGAUGCUGAUAUAGUCCAGGGAGAAGAAGAGCCACAGAUAGCUGAGGAGAAAGAGGAGAAUGUGCACCAUGAGGAGCCGAGGCAAGAUGAAGCAGAGCAUGUUCAUCAUGAAGAUGAGCAUCCUGUAGAAGCAGAUGUGGAUCCGGAGGACGACCCCAACAACCAGGGGGAAGAUGAGUUUGAGGAGGCGGAGCAGCAGCAGCCCCAUGAGGAAGAGGAGGAGGAAGAGGCAGCACCAGUUAGCCACCCUGACAUGCACCUGGUCGUAGAGAAUCAGCACCAGCCGCCCGCCGAUGAGCAGCUGGUGAUGGCUGGAAACCCAGACCAGCAGGAAGAUGCUCUGGAUGAGCAGUACCAGGACGAUGGAGAUGAUGAGGCUCAGGAUGAGCUGGUAGAUAAUCAGAAGCGUGAGGCGGUGCGGGAGGAAGAGGGAGACCCGUAUAAUGAGGAGAAUGGAGAACAGGAUGAGGCCAGACAUCAGGAUGUAGCGGUGAAGCAGGAUAAUCAGCCCGCCCAACAUCCCAAUGAGGAGAACUACGAAGAAGAUGAGGAGGAAGAAGGCGGCAACGGUGAUAAACCGCCCAAUCGCAGGGCAGAAAUGUGAGGUGAUUGAAAAGAAGGACAGCCAAUCGCUGCCAGCUGUUUGGAUUGGGUUUCCCACCCAAUAUUCUUAAACAUUGUGCCAGAAACGGCUCUGUUGGGUCCUGAUGAAUAGUAAACCAGUUUCACUUCCGGUCUGUGUGACUCUGAAACCGAGAUGCGCCAAAACGCCCAACCACUUACAGACCAAACGCCCUGCUGUCUGCCUUUACUGUACGUCUGUCUAUAGUUUCUUGUGAAUAAGUUCCAUUUAAAUGCUCUUAUAUCUUGCGUUUGAUUUCUGCGACUGGAUGAUGAAUCUGAAAGCACAGAUUUUAACCUCCAGAAACUCUUGCGCUGAAAGUUUUGCCAAGUGCCAUUUUUUGGUUACUUGUGCUCCACAUGCAAGAUAUAUUCCAUCUUUGAAGUGAAACAGCCUUAUUUUAAUAGUUAAGACUGAUUUUGAUGGACAGGCAGCAGUCACCAAUCAGCAUUGAAUCCUCACCUGGCCCCGCCCAAACUUAUGGUGUUAAUUCAUCCAUCUUGUUGAUGAAUAAUUCAGGAUGGGUUUGGCAAGAUGCUUGGGUCAAUAGAUGUCACUACAUGAAUGUUUACAUGUAAUUCAAGCAGAUAACUAGCUGUCGAAAGCUCAAGUUUUUAAAAGUUACUGUAUGUGUUUAUUUACCUUAGUUGAAUUAUAUGCUGCCUAGAUGUGAACCAAAAUCAUUCCGUUAAAUACUGAUAUUCAUCUGCUUUUCACCAAGUGCCUCGUAGAGUUUAUAAGAAAAAAAUGCUGCCUAGUUUGCCAGGAUGAAUCAGUUCCUGAAAUCUUUGUCGAAUGUCUCUAUGGAAACACAUUUUUAUAA